Punica granatum (pomegranate) is the source of this 1019-nucleotide messenger RNA. The record is from RefSeq and is a predicted model, not a curated record. NCBI's taxonomy places the organism in Eukaryota, Viridiplantae, Streptophyta, Magnoliopsida, Myrtales, Lythraceae.
UUCUCCACACGUUGGAUAGAACGCCCCUUCCCUUCCCCUGUCAUCAGAACAAACCAUUUCUUUUCCCACACGUUUCCUUUCCGAUAAAUUACCCCCGCCAUUAACAGCUUCGUCAUCUUCCAUAUUCACAAGCUCCUGAGACAAGAAACAAGAACCAGAAGAAGAAAAAGGAUGAAGCUGGUGUGGUCAGCCGAGACGGCGUCCAAGGCCUAUAUAGACACUGUCAAAUUGUGCGAAAAUCAUCAGGAAUCGGGACCGGCGGAGCUGGUGUCGGCCAUGGUGGCAGGGUGGAAUGCUAGGCUCAUCGUCGAGACGUGGUCCUCUGGUGGGGUUGCCGCCACGAGCAUCGGCCUCGCGGUGGCUUCCCACCACACUGGGGGAAGGCACGUCUGCGUGGUACCAGACGAGCAGUCUCGGUCGGAGUACCUCGCUGCUGUGGAAGGCGCUGGCGUGGCUGCGGCGGAGGUGAUUGUAGGGGACCCGGAGGAGGCCCUCGACGGGGUGGUUGGGAUUGAUUUCAUGGUGGUAGACUGCCGGUGGAGCGACUUUGCCAGGACGCUGAGGCUGGCCAAGCUGAGCGACCGCGGGGCGGUACUGGUGUGCAAGAACGCUAGCUCGAGGGCAGCCCGGGAGGAGCCGUUCCGUUGGCGGAGCGUACUUGAUGGGGGCUCCCGCAGGCUGGUGCGGUCGGUGUUCCUCCCGGUAGGGAAGGGCCUGGACAUCGCACAUGUGGCAACAAGUGGUGCGGGAGGUUCGGAGAGAGGGAAGCUCAAUCGCUGGAUCAAGCACGUGGAUCGUCAAUCCGGAGAAGAAACUGUCAUACGGAAGUAGGAAAGCGCUCGAGUUCUUCAUUUGUUCAUUGCUUUCCACCCUUCUAGAUUCGAGUAGGGAAAGGUAGACUAAUUCUUCAAUGUGUACAGAGAUUUUCCGAUGAUGUGGAAGACCGGUUUUGGCCUUAAAUUCUUUGCGAUUUGUCUAUUUCGGAAUCAAACCGAGAAUGUACUUAAUUUUGGUUGCUA